AAUUUUAAAUAGAUAUUUGUAGGGUCUUAUCAAACAUUCUCGAUUGUCUACAUUUCAUUUACUUCUGAUACGAAUCUCAAUGUCAGAGUGGGAUUAUUAGAGAGAUAAGAGAUCAUUUAGAAGAAUCUAAAUAAAAAAAAUAGUAGAUAUUCAAAAGCUAGUCUAUAUCUAUAAAUGGUUAUUGAAUGAUCCUACUUGAGAACGUCUAUCAAUCACUAAUUUUAAAUCACUCAAUAUACAGUUAAAUGAUAUGACUUAUUGUCUAUUAUGUAAAAAGCUUGAUAGGAUGCCAGGAUAUUAGAAUAUCUUCAGUCUCCAUUUAAAAAGAAAUGAGAAUUCCUAUGAAGAAGUUUUAGGAAAUAAGGGAGAUCAGGGAAGUAUUUGGAUUUAGCUUCAUGAGAUUAUAUCUGGAAGAAAUUGUGAUGAGGAGGAAGAAAUUCCAGUUCUAGAAUAGAUACUGGAGUUCAUACAUAUUUUUGAACUAAAAGGUUGUAGUGGGCGAAGGAUGCUUGCAAAUAAUAAAGUACAACUUCUUGCAAGGUCAAAAUAUUGUAUAUAGGUUGACAUUAUGUCGUUGCAUUUUGGCUGCUAUUAACCAAAAUUGCAUAUGUAAACAUAAACAAAAUUUUUAACAUCUAAGUAACAAGAAAAAAGUAGUCUGUGGAUCCCUGGCAAUAAUUAUAUCUGCUGAUGCCUUGUUUUUGAACCCUGAUUGACAGGAGAGAGUACCCAGGCGGGCUAGGCCUUAACUAGAUAGAACAAGGGGAAACAUGAGUUAAUGUUGUUAUUUUCAGUGGGUUUGUAGGUUUUGGGUUCUUUGUUGAGGAAUGAUGAAGUCCAAAGUUGACAAAAUGUUUAGUUUAUUGAACAGAGUUUCAAAAGGUACCUGUUAAUGUACACAAAAGUCAGUAUCUAACUUUUACAAUUUUAAUAAGAAAAAUAUUCAGGACUUUAUAUAAAAGCAACUUACUUGUUUGUUUACAAUUUUGUGAAAGAAAAUUAAUGAACAAAGUUUUGGCAAGUGGCGACAAAAUUUGAAUACCAAAAUAAUAAUACAAAAUGAACAUACCUUUUGAAUCGUUUAACUUAACUAAAUUAACAUGAACCUGGUUACCAACUUUGACUCUAUAUAAAGCAAAAUAGUGUGAGGCUGGGAUAGGUCGGGUCAGCUGUCAAUUUGAUCAAUUCUCAACAGUUAAGCUAUAGAAUUGGACGAAAAAACAUAUAAAAUAUAACUAAAAAAUUCUUGUCUAGAAGCCGUUAAUGUUGCAAGUGAUUUAAACAAUCAACCGGACUUCAUCUGCGCAUUCUUUUGAUCAAGGCAUAUUGCGUUUUACAUUGCAUCAAGCAAAGAGGUUUUGAGGAACACAAGAAACCUUGAAGUUGCAAUGCAAUGUGAGAUCUUAUGUAUAAUCCAGGGUAUAUUUGGAUAAAUUGAAGUGAAUCGUGCAAAUCUUUUAGAUGCAUUGUACGAGAUGACUUGCGUUAUGGACUAACCUUUGUACUCGCCUGAUCUAGUACCAUGCAAUAAUAUUUCUAAAACUGCAAGGGAAGAAACUUUUCGGCAAAUUUUAUGUUAGCUGGGACAUUCUAUUAUGAAAUACGUGUACAUCCUUGAAAAUGAACUUCUCCAAUUAACUUUUCAUGACAUAUUAUCAUCCAUCAUAGGAAACGUGAAACAAAAACUACAUACUCAUUAAAUUUAAACCUGUAGUCCAUAAAACACAGAUAAGAUUAGAAUUUCAUUUUUAUAGUACGACUUGAAUCAUGUUACUGACUCCAACUUUUUAUAAUGGAAGCUAUUGAUAUAGAAAAUUUACUUUUAAACAAUGAUGAAAAAGCUAAACAUUUCGCUAAAGAAAAUUUGAAUGAAACCAACGAACACAGAGAAAAAUGUUUGGAAGAAAUUAGAAAAUGGUUAACAGAAGACCAGGCUAAGUUACAUGCAAGAAUGGAGGAUCAAUAUUUAUUACCCUUCUUAAGAGGAUGUAAGUAUAAUAUGGAAAAAACAAAGAAGAAAUUAGUUAAUUAUUAUACUAUGAGGAGGAACGUUCCCGAAUGGUUCCAAAACAGAAAUCCAGAGCUGAAAGAAAUCCAGGAUUUAAUGAAAUUAGGAGUAUUUGUGCCAUUAACAAAACUACAGGAUAAUAAACUGGUAGUUAUUGUACGAACAGCUAUACACGACCCAUGUAUUCACACCCAAGACAAUGUAUUCAAAACUGGAAAUAUGAUGAUGGAUGUCGCAUCUUUAGAAAAUAUCAUACCGGCUCAAAUUUAUGGCGUCAUAGCGAUAUUUGAUCUUUACGGUAUGGAUUUCGAUCACGCCAAAGAAUUUACACCGAGCAUGAUCAAGAAGGCAGUAUUUUGUUGGCAAAAUUACCAUGUUAGACCUAAAAACCUCGAGUUCAUCAAUGCACCACCCACAAUAAAUGUAAUUUUAUCAAUAUUCAAGAGUUUCAUGAGCGAAAAAUUGAAAAAUAGAAUAAAAGUUCAUACGGACGGAUACGAAAAGUUAUAUGAAGUGGUAAGCAAAGAUAUAUUACCGCCAGAAUACGGAGGUCAUGGAGAAACAAUGGAAGAACUUAUAAAAUAUUGGAAUGGUGUAUUAUUAAAAUAUAAAACUUGGUUUUUAGAUGAUGAGAUGUAUAAAUCUGAUUAAAAAGUUUUAUGUUCAUAUUUCUACUUCAUUUAUGAAUAAAAUUCCAUAUACAAAAA
This is a messenger RNA of Diorhabda carinulata, 2715 nucleotides long. Its product is annotated as retinol-binding protein pinta-like. The coding region runs from base 1793 to 2659 and encodes 288 amino acids. Gene Ontology annotation, cellular component: membrane. The transcript has 4 exons. The record is from RefSeq and is a predicted model, not a curated record. NCBI's taxonomy places the organism in Eukaryota, Metazoa, Arthropoda, Insecta, Coleoptera, Chrysomelidae. Gene Ontology annotation, molecular function: phosphatidylinositol bisphosphate binding.